Molecule: messenger RNA, 2127 nt
Organism: Exophiala dermatitidis NIH/UT8656
Lineage: Eukaryota; Fungi; Ascomycota; Eurotiomycetes; Chaetothyriales; Herpotrichiellaceae
Product: alpha-galactosidase
Exons: 1
Coding region: 1-2127 (708 amino acids)
Biological process (GO): carbohydrate catabolic process
Molecular function (GO): alpha-galactosidase activity
Source: RefSeq, a predicted model, not a curated record
AUGGCCGGUACAAAGGAUAUAGUCUGGCGUCCAGGGCCAAUCGAGGUCGUUGUGCAGGUUGGAGAAGAUGAACUCCCACGGAUCAAAGCACUUGGGCCUACACUAGGCCAGGAAACCUCUGCCCAAGAAGCUGAAUAUGCUGUGCCUUUGUUUGCCGUUCGCUUGGUAGGCGAGGGAAACAGAAGCCAUAAGAGCUCCCAGUCGAUGAUCGGAAGCUAUGCUUCAGAUCGACUCAAGUACCAAAGCCACCAAGAAGGCGAAAGCGGUGGCCUGAAGACUCUCAAAAUCAAGGCUCAUGACAAAGAAACCGGUCUCACCGCUAUAGCCAACUUGUCCGUCUAUCCGGAGAUUCCAGUGGUCAGGUCGACUGUCACGCUGGAAAACGAGUCCCAGGAGGACAUCAUCGUGUCCCAAGUGGCCUCUAUUGCGAUUAGCGGUCUGACCACCAGUGCCAAAAAGUACUGGGAGGAAUAUGUCCUCUCGUCCGCCAACAACCAAUGGUUUCGAGAGGCUCAAUGGCAUGACAGCAGCUUGUCGAGCGUUGGGCUUGAUGACUAUGGUGUCCUUGAGUUUGGCCAGAACAUUGCAACUCUGGCCUCAUACUCCAUUGGGAACCGCGGUAGCUUUUCGACAGCGGGCCAUUUGCCGAUGGGGAUGCUGAAGCGCAAGGACGGCAAGCAGACCUGGCUGUGGCAGAUCGAAAACAAUGGAUCGUGGAAAUGGGAGUUGGGAGACUAUUAUGAUCAGCUCUAUCUCGCCGCCAGUGGACCAAGAGGCACCGACCACGAUUUCAAGCACAAGCUGAGUCCGGGAGCUUCAUUCACAAGUGUUCCUGCGGCAGUCACCGUCGUGGAGGGCAAUCAAGACAAAGCCUUCUCGGCGCUGACCCAGUAUCGACGCAGCAUGCGAAGAAAACACAAGGACAACGAGACUCUUGGAUUGAUCUUCAACGAUUACAUGAACUGCUUGAUGGGAGAUCCAGAUGAAAACAAGGUGACUGCGUUGAUUGAACCAGCUCGGAAGGCCGGCUCUGAAUUCUUUGUCAUUGACGCAGGCUGGUACUCCGACGACAACAGCUGGUGGGACGACGUGGGCUUGUGGGAGCCUUCCAAAGUCCGAUUCCCCUCAGGCUUCAAGAAGCUUUUGGACAACAUUAGGGCGCAUAACAUGAUCCCCGGAGUUUGGCUUGAACCUGAAGUGAUUGGAGUUCGCAGUGUCGUCGCCCACCAAUUGCCAGAGGAUGCCUUUUUCCAGGAAAACGGACGCAGAGUGGUGGAGAAAGGCCGAUACCAGCUCGACUUCCGUCAUUCAGCGGUGCGUGAAAGACUGGAUAAGGUGGUUGACAAUCUCGUGUUGAACUAUGGCGUCGGAUACUUCAAGUUUGACUACAACAUCGAGGUCGUCCAGGGCACAGAUGCCAACGCCUUCAGUACCGGUGACGCCCACCUUGGCCACCAGCGAGCAUACCUGUCCUGGGUCAACGGGCUGUAUGACCGACACCCAGACCUGGUGAUCGAGAGCUGUUCGUCCGGUGCGCAGCGUCUGGACUACGCCAUGCUUGGUACACACUCGCUACAGUCCACCAGCGACCAGCAAGAUCCUGUUCGGUAUGGAUCCAUUGCUGCGGCUGCCCCCACGGCUGUGACCCCCGAACAAAGUGCCGUAUGGGCAUAUCCUCAGCCCGUCUGGGACGAUGAGACCAAUGCCUUGACCGUGGUCAACAGUCUUCUCGGCCGGAUCCAUUUGAGCGGCAGACUCGACUUGUUAUCCCCUUCACAGCUGGACCUUAUCACCACGGGAAUGAAUGUGUACAAAGACAUCCGUGGCCAGCUUGCUGAGGCACUUCCCUUCUGGCCAAUUGGUUUGCCGAAAUGGGAAGAUGACUGGCACUCGUUAGGACUUACCACGACCAAGGGUGACGUUCUGCUUGCCGUGUGGCACCUGAAGGGCUCACAGAAGCUUUCGCUGCCGAUUGCCCCCCUGAAGGAGGCAUCGGACGUCAGUGUGGAGCUGCUCUAUCCAGCACAGUUUGAGACCCAGGCCAGCUGGAACGGAAAGGAAGGCACUUUGGACGUCCAGUUCCCUGCUGUCGUCUCUGCCAGACUGUUUCGUCUGCGCUCACUGUAA